Molecule: messenger RNA, 2540 nt
Organism: Myotis lucifugus (little brown bat)
Lineage: Eukaryota; Metazoa; Chordata; Mammalia; Chiroptera; Vespertilionidae
Gene: EBF2
Product: early B cell factor 2
Exons: 16
Coding region: 264-1991 (575 amino acids)
Biological process (GO): regulation of transcription by RNA polymerase II
Molecular function (GO): RNA polymerase II cis-regulatory region sequence-specific DNA binding; DNA-binding transcription factor activity, RNA polymerase II-specific
Source: RefSeq, a predicted model, not a curated record
CGAGCGACUUAGGACCGAGGACCCGAGGCGGCAGAUCUGAACUUGCGGAGGAUAAAACCCAAACUUUAACUGCACCAACCCGCACCUCACGCGUGAAGCAAACGACGGGUUAUCUUUUUUUUUUUUUUCAAGAGAGACUCAAACUUCAGUACUUGGUCCCUUUUUUUGGAUUGCUUUGGAGGAAACGGUUUGGUGGCAACGUUGGGAACAGUAAGGACAGCGUGGUAACUCUUAUUUUUAAAGAGACAGAUCAUACUUUUUAAAUGUUUGGGAUUCAAGAUACUUUAGGAAGAGGGCCAGCUCUGAAAGAGAAAUCACUGAGCGCCGAGAUGGAUUCGGUCAGGUCCUGGGUCCGGAAUGUCGGUGUGGUGGACGCCAAUGUCGCGGCGCAGAGCGGAGUCGCCCUGUCCCGCGCGCACUUCGAGAAGCAGCCGCCCUCCAACCUGCGCAAGUCCAACUUCUUCCACUUCGUGCUGGCGCUCUACGACAGGCAGGGGCAGCCGGUGGAGAUCGAGCGCACGGCCUUCGUGGACUUCGUGGAGAACGACAAGGAACAAGGCAACGAGAAGACCAACAAUGGCACCCACUACAAGUUACAGCUCCUCUACAGCAACGGUGUCCGCACGGAGCAGGACCUGUACGUCAGGCUCAUUGACUCGGUCACUAAGCAGCCCAUAGCAUACGAAGGACAAAAUAAGAAUCCGGAAAUGUGCCGAGUUCUUCUGACACACGAAGUCAUGUGCAGUCGAUGCUGUGAAAAGAAAAGUUGUGGAAACCGAAAUGAGACUCCUUCAGACCCUGUCAUCAUCGACAGAUUCUUUUUAAAAUUUUUCCUCAAGUGCAAUCAGAAUUGUUUGAAAACAGCAGGAAACCCGAGGGACAUGAGAAGGUUCCAGGUUGUGUUAUCAACAACAGUGAAUGUGGAUGGACAUGUGUUGGCUGUUUCUGACAACAUGUUUGUUCAUAACAACUCAAAGCAUGGGCGGAGAGCGAGAAGACUGGACCCUUCGGAAGCUACCCCCUGCAUCAAAGCCAUUAGCCCAAGUGAAGGCUGGACCACAGGAGGAGCCAUGGUCAUCAUCAUUGGGGACAACUUCUUUGAUGGCCUCCAAGUGGUGUUUGGGACUAUGCUUGUAUGGAGCGAGCUAAUCACUCCUCAUGCUAUCAGAGUUCAGACUCCUCCUCGACACAUCCCUGGAGUGGUGGAAGUGACUUUAUCUUAUAAAUCCAAGCAGUUCUGCAAAGGCGCUCCAGGAAGGUUCAUUUACACAGCAUUAAAUGAACCCACCAUAGACUACGGCUUCCAGAGGCUGCAGAAAGUCAUCCCAAGGCAUCCUGGAGAUCCUGAGAGAUUAGCUAAGGAAAUGCUGUUGAAAAGAGCUGCGGAUCUCGUGGAGGCCCUCUACGGCACACCACACAAUAACCAGGACAUCAUUUUGAAGCGAGCCGCAGAUAUUGCUGAAGCCCUCUACAGUGUCCCCCGGAAUCCCAGCCAGAUCCCAGCUCUCUCCAGCUCUCCAGCUCACAGUGGCAUGAUGGGCAUCAAUUCUUAUGGCAGCCAACUUGGGGUCAGCAUCUCAGAGUCAACACAGGGAAAUAAUCAAGGUUACAUCCGCAACACAAGCAGCAUCUCUCCUCGGGGCUACUCUUCCAGCUCUACCCCUCAGCAGUCUAAUUACAGCACCUCCAGUAACAGUAUGAAUGGCUACAGCAACGUCCCCAUGGCCAACCUGGGCGUUCCAGGGUCACCAGGAUUUCUAAACGGCUCCCCCACAGGCUCCCCUUAUGGAAUCAUGUCAUCCAGCCCCACUGUUGGAUCGUCCAGCACGUCUUCCAUCCUCCCAUUUUCCUCUUCAGUCUUUCCUGCUGUCAAACAGAAGAGUGCCUUUGCCCCUGUCAUCAGGCCCCAAGGCUCCCCUUCGCCCGCCUGCUCCAGUGGCAAUGGGAAUGGAUUCAGAGCCAUGACCGGACUUGUCGUGCCCCCGAUGUAAAGAAGAGGAAGAGCUGCUUUCUUAUAGCACAAAACUACUUACUCUGAUGGACCAACAAUGAAGAAAGCACUAUUAGGUCUUUGGGGAGAGUUGUGCCCCCCAAAUGAACGGAUGGACAGAUUUGGGUAUACGAGGAGCUGCUUGUUACCUGGUCUCUCCUUCCUUGUGUAGCUCUGAUGGUGGCUAUACAAACUGACCCUCUUGGGGACAAGGACAAAAGAUGUCAUUGACGUAGUCAGUGCUAAAAGCAGAAAUGCAAUUCUUUGUUAUGAACAUUAUAAGAACCACCUUCCUAUGUUUGUAAAAUAUUUAAAAAAAUUGGCAAACAAUUCAAGCUUAAUAUUUUGGAUACUAUUUGUUUUUCUUUGUAGGAAAAAAAAGUUGAAAGUUUCUAUUUUCUAUGAAGCCUUUCAGAUACCAAUUUAGUUUAUGCAGAAAAAAACUGAACAAAACAGGGUACCAGCAUGGAAGACUUUCUUAAAAUGAAACCCGAAUUGAAUGACAUGUUGUUGUAUGUGUGUUUGCUUAUAGUUUAAUCUCUUUAAAAAA